GUGGUAACUGUCAAUCUCGGGGAGACUCCAAACAGUGAGCCUUGAGCUGGAGAACAGCGUUUACCGGCGGGGCGGCCGGUUUUGUGAAUGAAGCUAUGGCUACAGAUUCCCCCAGAAGACCCAGUCGCUGUACUGGUGGAGUUGUGGUUCGCCCCCAGGCUGUCACGGAGCAGUCUUACAUGGAAAGCGUUGUGACUUUUCUACAGGAUGUUGUGCCACAGGCUUACAGUGGAACACCUCUAACAGAAGAAAAGGAGAAAAUAGUCUGGGUCAGAUUUGAAAAUGCAGAUUUAAAUGAUACAUCAAGAAAUCUGGAAUUUCACGAAAUACACAGCACUGGAAAUGAGCCACCUUUGCUGAUUAUGAUUGGCUACAGUGAUGGAAUGCAGGUCUGGAGCAUCCCUAUCAGUGGGGAAGCUCAGGAGCUCUUUUCUGUUCGACAUGGCCCAAUUCGAGCGGCUAGGAUCUUGCCUGCUCCACAGUUUGGUGCUCAGAAGUGUGAUAGCUUUGCUGAAAAAAGGCCCCUCCUUGGAGUUUGUAAGAGCACUGGAUCUUCUGGUACUAGCCCACCUUACUGUUGUGUGGAUCUGUAUUCACUUCGUACCGGGGAGAUGGUCAAGUCCAUUCAGUUUAAAACUCCUAUCUACGAUCUUCAUUGUAACAAACGGAUCCUCGUUGUAGUAUUGCAGGAGAAAAUAGCUGCCUUUGAUAGCUGUACUUUCACAAAAAAAUUUUUUGUCACAAGCUGCUAUCCUUGUCCAGGGCCCAACAUGAACCCUAUUGCUCUUGGGAGCCGCUGGCUUGCUUAUGCAGAAAACAAGCUGAUUCGAUGUCAUCAGUCCCGUGGUGGAGCCUGUGGAGACAACAUUCAGUCUUAUACUGCCACAGUCAUUAGUGCUGCCAAAACUCUGAAAACUGGCCUGACGAUGGUUGGGAAAGUGGUGACUCAGCUGACAGGCACGCUGCCUGCAGGUGUGACGGAAGAUGACGUUGCCGUCCACAGUAACUCUCGGCGGAGCCCUUUGGUCCCAGGCAUCAUCACAGUAAUAGACACGGAAACGGUUGGAGAGGGCCAGGUGCUUGUGAGUGAAGAUUCUGACAGUGAUGGCAUUGUGGCCCACUUCCCGGCUCACGAAAAACCAGUGUGCUGUAUGGCUUUCAACACAAGUGGAAUGCUCCUAGUUACAACAGACACCCUUGGCCACGACUUUCACGUCUUUCAAAUUCUGACUCAUCCUUGGUCCUCAUCACAAAGUGCUGUCCAUCAUCUUUAUACUCUUCACAGGGGAGAAACUGAAGCCAAAGUACAAGACAUCUGCUUCAGCCAUGACUGUCGCUGGGUUGUGGUCAGCACACUCCGGGGGACGUCCCACGUUUUUCCAAUCAACCCUUAUGGUGGCCAGCCUUGUGUUCGGACACAUAUGUCACCACGAGUUGUGAAUCGUAUGAGCCGUUUCCAGAAAAGUGCUGGGCUGGAGGAGAUUGAACAAGAACUGACAUCUAAGCAAGGAGGUCGCUGUAGCCCUGUUCCAGGUCUAUCGAGCAGCCCUUCCGGGUCACCUCUGCAUGGGAAACUAAACAGCCAAGACUCCUACAAUAAUUUCACCAACAACAACCCCGGCAACCCUCGGCUCUCUCCUCUCCCCAGCUUGAUGGUGUUGAUGCCUCUUGCACAAAUCAAACAGCCAAUGACAUUGGGGACCAUCACCAAACGAACAGGCAAAGUUAAACCACCUCCACAGAUUUCGCCCAGCAAAUCGGUGGGCGGGGAAUUUUGCGUGGCUGCAAUGUUUGGAACGUCCCGGUCAUGGAUUGCAAAUAGUGCAGGUCUGAAAAGAGAAAAAGAUCAGUCCAAACAAGUUGUCGUUGAAUCUCUCUACAUUAUUAGCUGCUAUGGGACCUUGGUGGAGCACCUGAUGGAGCCACGGCCACUUAGCACUGCCCCCAAGAUUAGCGAUGACACCCCACUGGAAAUGAUGACAUCACCUCGAGCCAGCUGGACUCUGGUUAGAACGCCUCAGUGGAAUGAAUUGCAGCCACCAUUUAAUGCAAACCACCCUCUGCUCCUCGCUGCAGAUGCUGUACAGUAUUACCAGUUCCUGCUCGCUGGCCUGGUUCCCCCUGGAAGCCCUGGGCCCAUUACUCGGCAUGGGUCCUAUGACAGUUUAGCUUCUGACCACAGCGGACAGGAAGAUGAAGAAUGGCUUUCUCAGGUAGAGAUUGUAACGCACACUGGACCCCACAGGCGGCUGUGGAUGGGUCCACAGUUCCAGUUCAAAACCAUCCAUCCCUCAGGCCAAACCACCGUCAUCUCUUCCAGUUCAUCUGUGCUGCAGUCUCAUGGUCCAAGUGAUACUCCACAGCCCCUUCUGGAUUUUGAUACAGAUGAUCUUGAUCUCAAUAGUCUCAGGAUCCAGCCGGUCCGCUCUGACCCAGUCAGCAUGCCAGGGUCAUCCCGUCCGGUCUCUGAUCGAAGGGGAAUUUCCACCGUGAUUGAUGCUGCCUCAGGAUAUUAGAAGAUGAAAUUCAGCUUAACAGUGUGGAAAAAUUUAGCUCAGCACAAUUAAGAAACAAAUGAUUGUCCCACUUGAAGAUGAAGAAACUGUAAACAGAAGUAGAAGAAGCUGUUGGGAAAGUUUUUUCUGAUGACACAUUGCUUCUUUGAAUAAAUCUCUGUGUCAACUAAAACCUUGCCUUUGCUUUCUCUAUUGCAAGCGCCAGGUCCUUGUUGUGACUUUAUGUCUUUCCUAAGCAUUUUCAGAAGGAGUUGAUGGAAUUCUCCCUACUGUUGAUAUACCACAGCAACACAUAAUUACAUGGGACUUUCUGGCUAAAAGGCUCAGCUUUUCUUUUUUGUACUUUUAUGACUAUAUCUUUAAUACAAGGCUGGACUAUUUAUGUAGUCUGUUGCCUGAGACUGUGGUGGCAGAGGGACAAUAUUGGGGGCAGUAUUAGAAUUUGUUUAAGUCUGAACCGGGAAUUCCAUUUGUCUUAGUGACAUUAGUGUCAAACUGUUAGUGCCACACUAUUUUAAAUUGUGUCCAAGAGCCCAAGAGGCCUAGGCUCAUAGGUGUCAUCUAUAAACUUAGAAACAAACAAAGAGCCUCUCUCCACUGAAUAUGGAAGCCGAGCGAGCAAUUAAAGAGCAGCCCCGGACUUCGCCCGGGCAGCUCGUCGGAACCAGAGCUCGCGAGAGUCCCCUGGAUAUUGUUGGAAACUGUCAGAGAGAAGCUAAAGCAAAUAAUCAAAGUGAAAAUAAUUGUUCCUGGGAAAAGUCUUGUUUUGGAAGCUAAGUGUAGUGGAAAGAAUCGUGACUAGUAACUUUUGAAUCGUUGGUUCUAGUCUCAGCUCUGCCUGUAACUAUCUGUUCGGCAUAUUGUUUCAGAACUCCAGGCCUUCUUCCGUAGAAUGAGGGAUCAAAAUAGGUUAUUCCCAGAUUCCCUUCCAGCUAAAAAAAAUGGAUUAAGUGCGUGCUUUGGAUCACCUUUGAAGAAUUUUUAAAUGUUAGGAUAUAACUUACAUAUUAACAAGCAUGCACAUAUCUUAAUCAUACGGCUUGAAUUUUUAUACCCAUGUAAUCACCAUGCAGGUGAAAAUUAGUAUAUCUUUAUUAUUCCAGAAAGUUCCUUUAUGCUCCCUCCAUCCAGUACAACCUCUGACCAGAGAUUACCACUCCGACUUUUAUCAUCACAGAUUUGCGUUGUCUAUAUUGAACUCCAUGUAAAUGAAAUCAUUCUGUACCUACUCUCUUGUGCUUGACUUCUUUUACUCAACUUAAUGUUUUGAGACUCAUCCAGGUGUUACAUGUGUCACUAGUUCAUUUCUUAAAAAUAUUGCAGUGCAGUUUGAAUAUAACACAGUUUAUGUAUCCAUUGUCCUAUUAUUUGCAGUUUCAGGCUUAUGAAUAAAGCUGCUUUAAACUUUC
Messenger RNA from Phyllostomus hastatus (greater spear-nosed bat), 3925 nucleotides. RefSeq names its product BCAS3 microtubule associated cell migration factor (gene BCAS3). Bases 96 to 2516 code for a protein of 806 amino acids. The transcript has 23 exons. Gene Ontology annotation, molecular function: protein binding. Gene Ontology annotation, cellular component: cytoplasm. The record is from RefSeq and is a predicted model, not a curated record. Gene Ontology annotation, biological process: response to starvation; autophagy. Lineage: Eukaryota; Metazoa; Chordata; Mammalia; Chiroptera; Phyllostomidae.